GUUAAAGUACAUAACCUUCUAUAGACAUGUGAAACAUAAACUCUAGAAUUCCAUGGGACCUGAUCAUUCCUGAUUUAUAAACAUCUUAUUCCCACUAAUACAUAUAGCCAGGAUGUGGUUUAAACUAAGAACACUAUUCAGGACAUUUGCCAAAAGUCAUUUUCAUUGUCAGCUGUUAGCUAAUAUUCAACCAGUUGUCCUGGACACUGCCUCCUUAAGGAUACUGAGCUAAUGCUCCCUCCAUGCAUGCUCCCUGAAAGGAGGAGCUGUAGCUCUUUUCAACUUAGACUGCAAAUCCUGUGGAAGAUGAGCACUUGUGGUCUUGGAGGGUAGGAUUAACUUUCCACACUGAUGUCUGCUCUUGAGACAUUGUAUAAGGAACCAUAGCUUAGAGAAAUGGAAUCAUACUACAAGAUAUAAUUAAGUCAUAGGACAAUUCCUUAGUCCUCAGAAAAGGUCUGGAUUUAGUCCCCUUUCCAAAGAUUUUGUGAAAGACAUAAUAAAGCACAGCUUGUGUUUUCAGGGGCCCCAAAGAAGGGUCAUCUGAAGGUCUGAUGUAGAAAAUAUUUGUUGUACAUAAUUUGAGAUGAAAGUGAAUAAAGAGUUAGUUUUAUUUUUACCUUUUUUAUCUUUAUUUGUUAACAUUUUUUUACAUUUAUUAUUUUUAUUUUUACAUCACAAUUUGGAUAACUUAAGGGCACUGAACAUAUGCACUUUGCUCAAUUAUGCAUUUGCCAGUUCAACAUUAAGUUCACAACCACAGUUUGUAUUUCAAGCAUUGCCUUCCUUUUUUCACAUCUAGAGACUCAUCACUGAGCAUGCACAGGGCUGUUUCACAGAGCAGUCACAGAGGAAGUUUGCAUCACAAUUCACAGAGGAUACAAAGAAGUCACUGCAAGCUCACUUGAUGGCCCAAAAGAACAACCCAGCUGUCAAAGAAUAGUCUUUUACUGGUAGAUAGUCUUUUGCCAAAAACUCAUAACAAGUAAAACAAGAAGUGUGUAAAACAAACAGGCAGACAAAAAACAACUCCUCAAACCAGCAAGAUAAGUCUAAGCAAUGUGGGAAUUCAAAGUAAGUGUCUGGAAGACAUGAACAGUUUUCUGUCCCAGGAGUUGGCCAAAUCCCAUUAAUCUGCAUUGCAAUUUAGCUUCCAUUAUGAACUACUGUUUUGCUUUCCUUUGUACUUUAUGAUCUGUAUAAUUAUUUAACAUCGUCUUUUUUUUUUUUUUUUUUUUUUUUUGCUUUUUUUAGGUUUUUUAGGUCUUACAAAGAGAACUCAAAAUAUUGAGCAGUUUCUCUUCAUGUUUCUCCUUGACUCUUUUUGCCUUUCAACUGACAAAAUGGAAAACUGCAUAUUGGAAAGGAAAAAUGGAAAAAAAGACAAGCUCUGAUAAGAAGAGGUCUUGGCACACAAGCUUAUGAGCAAAUUGAGCUGUUUCUACAUUCUGACACUGGAAAUAACUGGUGAAGACAACUUGUGAGCACUUGGAGGUAUAGACUGAGCUUGCAGAUGUCUCCCCAGAAUCUCUCGCUUUCAGACCCACUGCACGUAGCAGUUUUGGCUUCCAUACUUUCUUUUAUCAUUUACUGGAUCAUCAGAGACAGAUACAAAGUGAGAAACCUGAAUGGAAAGCAUGUGUUCAUAACAGGUUGUGACACUGGACUUGGAAACUCACUGGCUAAAUGGCUUGACAAAAAGGGAUUUUGUGUCAUUGCUGCAUGUGCCACAGAAAAAGGAAGCCAAGAGCUACAGUGCUGCUCUUCACUCUUACUGAAGACAGUGAAUCUGAAUUUAGCAGACUUCAACAGCAUUGCCAGGGCUGUGGUGUUUGUGACUGAACAGACAGCUGGCAAGGGGCUUUUUGCCUUGGUGAGCAAUGCUGAAGGAACUGCACCUGUAGGACCCACUGACUGGCUGAGGAUUGAAGACUUCCAUUCGGUCCUGGAUGUCAGCCUGCUGGGAUUGAUUGAAAUCAUACUCAAGCUUCUGCCACUUCUGAAAAAAGCUGAGGGAAGAGUCAUCAAUCUAAUUAAUGCUAAAGGUCUCAUGGCUUUUGUAGGGGGUGGCUACAGUCUGUCCAAAUGGGGCAUGGAAGCUUUCUCUGACACCUUACGGAUAGAAAUGCGGCAUUUUGGAGUGAAAGUAAGCAUUGUUGAGCAUGGUUUCUUUAAGGCAGAAGAAGUUAAUUCAGAUAUCAUUGAGAAAUACCUCUUCAAACUAUGGAACAGACUGACUCCUGUGAUCAGGGACUCCUAUGGAGAAAAAUACUUAGUUGAAUAUAUAAAAGCCCAAAGAUCAUUAGUGAAAAGACUGUGUGACUAUGAUAUUUCUAAUGUCAUAAAAUGCAUGGAACACGCCCUGAUAGCAAAGUACCCCAGGACACGAUACAGAGCUGGAUGGGAUGCAAAGUUCUUCUGGCUGUUUCUCUCCUAUGCCCCGAGCUGUCUGUCUGAUAUGCUGCUGCGUAUUCCAUUUCCAGCUCCAGCAGAGAGCAGGAGACCAGUUCAUGGAGUUCUGAUGAAUGUCUAGUAUUAACACAGUAUCAGCA
Messenger RNA from Serinus canaria (Common canary), 2552 nucleotides. It is a transcript of the gene DHRS9, whose product is annotated as dehydrogenase/reductase 9. Bases 1514 to 2533 code for a protein of 339 amino acids. NCBI's taxonomy places the organism in Eukaryota, Metazoa, Chordata, Aves, Passeriformes, Fringillidae. The record is from RefSeq and is a predicted model, not a curated record. The transcript is spliced from 6 exons.